GGGGGAGCGAUGAUGCAGAAGUCAUCUAAAAAUUGGGGCGGGGAAAGGAGGCUACAGUCAGGGAGGCAAACAAACUGCGGAAGUUGUAGCCGACAAGUUGGGAGGUCCCGUAGGUGCCCCCUCCCAACGGGGAAUGAGCAAGUGCCACGGCGGCAGGACUUUUCCCUUCUCUGAUUCUGGAAGGUGCUAUAGACAGAAACAUGGAACUGAUCUCCCCGACCGUGAUUAUAAUUCUAGGUUGUGUUGCUCUUUUACUGUUCCUUCAGCGGAAGAAUUUGCGGGGACCCCCGUGCAUAAGGGGCUGGAUUCCUUGGAUUGGAGCUGGAUUUGAGUUUGGGAAAGCCCCUCUAGAAUUUAUAGAGAAAGCAAGAAUCAAGUAUGGACCAAUAUUUACAGUAUUUGUUAUGGGCAACCGAAUGACCUUUGUUACUGAAGAAGAGGGAAUUAAUGUGUUUCUAAAAUCCAAAGAAGUGAAUUUUGAACUAGCAGUGCAAAAUCCCGUCUAUCGCACAGCAUCAAUUCCAAAGAAUACUUUUUUAGCACUGCAUGAAAAACUUUAUAUCAUGAUGAAAGGGAAAAUAGGGACUUUCAACCUGUAUCAAUUCACUGGACAACUGACUGAAGAAUUACAUGAGCAACUGGAGAAUUUAGGCACUCAUGGGACAAUGGAGCUGAACCACUUAGUAAGUAAUUUCUCCUCAGCCAUUCUAUGGCAUGUAGAACAUAACCUAUCCAGAGGGGAUUUUGGGAGACAGAUGAGUCAGGAUAAGGCAGAGGAGGGACUCAGGCGGCCUCAUUCAUGUUCUGGAGCUUUCUGGCAAUGGAAUCUCCUUUAUCCAGUUACAAUGAAUAUGCUCUUUAAAAAAGGUUUGUUUCCCAGAAAUGAGGGAAAAAUCAGGGAGUUCUAUCAGCAUUUUCAAGCUUACGAUGAAGGUUUUGAGUACGGGUCCCAGAUGCCAGAAUGUCUCCUAAGAAACUGGUCAAAAUCCAAAAAGUGGCUUUUAGCACUUUUUGAGAAAAACAUUCCAGAUAUAAAAACAUACAAAUCUGCAAAAGAUAAUUCCAUGACACUGAUGCAGACUAUGCUGGAUAUUGUAGAGAUGGAAAGAAAGGAAGAAAAGAGCCCCAAUUAUGGGCUCUUACUACUUUGGGCUUCUCUGUCAAAUGCUGUCCCUGUUGCGUUCUGGACCCUUGCAUUUGUCCUCUCUCAUCCCAGUAUCCACAAGACCAUUAUGGAAGGCGUAUCUUCUGUGUUUGGCACAGCAGGUAAAGAUAAGAUGAAAGUAUCUGAGGAUGACUUGAAGAAACUCCCACUAAUCAAAUGGUGUAUUUUGGAAGCCAUUCGUUUAAGAGCCCCUGGGAUCAUUACUAGAAAAGUGCUGAAGCCGGUUAAAAUUCUGAAUUAUACUGUUCCUUCCGGUGACUUGUUGAUGUUGUCUCCAUUUUGGCUGCAUAGGAAUCCAGAAUAUUUUCCUGAACCUGAAUUGUUUAAACCUGAACGUUGGAAAAAGGCAAAUUUAGAGAAGCAUGCUUUCUUGGACUGGUUCAUGGCAUUUGGAAGCGGGAAGUACCAGUGUCCUGGAAGGUGGUUUGCUCUGUUAGAGAUUCAAAUAUGUAUUAUUUUAAUACUUUACAAAUAUGACUGUAGUCUUCUGGAUCCAUUACCAAAACAGAGUUUUCUUCAUUUGGUGGGUGUCCAACAGCCAGAAGGACAAUGCCGAAUUGAAUUUAAACAAAGAAAAUGACAUCUGUUGGGCCUAAAGAGGGCCAGAGUCUUCUGGAAGACUGAUUGUCCCUGUCCACCAGCCUGGCAGCAUCUAGACCUGAGCUGUACUAAAACAUGCUGUUUAACUUUGUUUUAGGAUUUAGUUCAAGAGAAUGUCUAAAUGGUAUAUGUGUUUGGUACUUUAAGAGUAGACCAAGAAUCUGACAUCACUCUCACUGAUAGGAGACGUGAAUAUAUGGUUUAUAGAAAAUGUUUAAAUGAUUUUAAAAAGAUGCAUUUCUUAAGGAGUUGUAAUUUGACUUCAUGCAUAAGUAUAUUAAAACUUUAAAUAGAAAUAAUGCCACUUGAAUGAAAACCAUGGUAAACUGUGAAGGCAACACACGUAAAUUUCUAUUUUGGAAAAGCCUUAAAAUCUUAGACUCUAAGAAAAUAUUAGUAAUUUUUGGAUAUUUUAAAAAUUUCUUAAUGUGAUUCUCAAUUGGUAACUGGAAUUCUUAAGCUUUCUUAAAUAACUUGUUAUGGUAAACAUGACUAGUGCUGAAACAAUGAAUAAAAUGAUAGCUUUCUAAGACCUGUGCAGAUAGAGAGCAUGUCUUACACUCAUUCUGUGCUGAACUACACCUAGGACACCUUCUGUAUCAGGUUUAUUCAGGAAAGGUAUGCUGAUUGAUAUGUUGAUUUGUAUUUUAAUGAAGGUGAAAGCACUCUUUUGAUUCAAGCUGUUAAUAAUUAUAGGGUAAGAGGUAUAUUUUUGCGUGUAGAAACACAAAGUUACGUCAAGGCAAACAACAGCAUUUAAGUUUAUUACUUAGGACUUCUGUCUGAAUAUUUACUUUGAAAUCCUAAAAAGAAAUCCUGUCAUGCCCCGGGGGCAAACAUACGACAUUAGUAACAGAGUGAUCAGUGAUGUCAUGAUUUGUCCUCUAAUAUUCAGUAGAAUGCUCCUUGCCUCCUUUAUUUCACAAUAAAUAAGCUUUGUAUGCA
This is a messenger RNA of Canis lupus familiaris (dog), 2710 nucleotides long. RefSeq names its product cytochrome P450 family 39 subfamily A member 1 (gene CYP39A1). Gene Ontology annotation, biological process: bile acid biosynthetic process; cholesterol homeostasis. The coding region runs from base 201 to 1745 and encodes 514 amino acids. Gene Ontology annotation, molecular function: heme binding; steroid hydroxylase activity; iron ion binding. The transcript has 13 exons. The record is from RefSeq and is a predicted model, not a curated record. NCBI's taxonomy places the organism in Eukaryota, Metazoa, Chordata, Mammalia, Carnivora, Canidae.